Messenger RNA from Hyla sarda, 1191 nucleotides. Its product is annotated as LRRN4 C-terminal-like protein. NCBI's taxonomy places the organism in Eukaryota, Metazoa, Chordata, Amphibia, Anura, Hylidae. The record is from RefSeq and is a predicted model, not a curated record. The coding region runs from base 204 to 1148 and encodes 314 amino acids. Gene Ontology annotation, molecular function: protein binding. The transcript is spliced from 2 exons.
CUUAGGCAAAGAGAACAUUUGUGCAAAGUGAGCUGUAAAGAGGGGAAAAUAUCUAUACAGAGGAAUAUAUUCAUGUUCUAGAAGCUUCACAGAAGAGUUAGACAGAGGAAAGCCACAAAGGAUAUUAGGAAAUUCUGCAACAUACUAUUUCUAAAGAUAGCAAGUCUUUGUUCUUGCUUACAUUUCCAAACUGUGCAGCCAUCAUGUGUCUACAUAUAUCUCUCCUGUUGUUUCCACUUUUCCUUCUGUUCCAACUUUGUGUGAUCACUACAGGUUUUCCCCUUGAAAAUGACAUGCCAUCCCCGAUGGACAGCAAUGACACUCUACCGUGGAGUAGGGAGAUCAGCUUUCCGACUACUGUUUUACCACAUGGGAGGAACAAUGAAGCUUCUGACCCACAAGCUCCUGACGUAACACGGAGUCUGAAAACAACACAGGAACACAUUCUAUACCUAACGGAACAUGUUGACUAUGAUGACUAUGAAAAUGAAGAUGAUGGGGAUGAGGUUUUCACUGACAUUCCACAUUUUUCAAAUGAAGCUUGUCCAUAUGAUCGCUGCAAACACCUCCAGCUACCUUGUGAUGAGAUACAGAAGAGGUUAGGGGGGAGAUGCCUUUGUCCUGGGAUUAGUGGAAGCUCAAUUAUUCCCGAUUCCCCUCGUUUAAAACAAGUAACUCCCGGACAGACUCAGAUUGAAGUGAACUGGUGCGCCCCUCUUUCUACCGUGCAGUCAUAUAGAGUGUUGUAUGGUACACCUGAAGGACCACUGGAGAUGGGACCCUCGCUCAAUCAGUCUUAUCGCUUCUUUUCAAUAACAAAUCUCCUCUCAGGAACUGCCUAUAGGGUAUGUGUGGUAGCCAUUAAUGAAGCAGGACAAAGCCAGGUACAGCCUGGAGAUGGACAAAAUGAAGGAUUCAACCAAGAAGAUAUUGUAGGACCAUGUAGCACAUUUCAUACUUUACAGGGAUCCUAUGUGUAUUUGGCAAUAGGGUUUGGUCUGGCAAUACUUGCUGGUGUAUUGGGAGUUUCUAUCCUUAUUUAUUGGUUUUCGAGUAGAAAGAAGGUUAGAAGUAUUAAAAGGGCAAGAGGAGAUGAUAUUGGGGUAACCAACAUGUCGUUUAAGGCUGAAAGCACUGAAAACCUGUAAAGAAAGGGAGUUUUUUGCUCUAGAGGUUAUAUGUGUAUUUUAU